Messenger RNA from Nerophis lumbriciformis (worm pipefish), 1422 nucleotides. NCBI's taxonomy places the organism in Eukaryota, Metazoa, Chordata, Actinopteri, Syngnathiformes, Syngnathidae. The record is from RefSeq and is a predicted model, not a curated record.
AUGGCCGGAAGAGUGGAGGACCAUCUUCAGUGUCCAACCUGUUUGGACGUCUUCAAAGAUCCUGUCAUGUUGUCGUGCAGUCAUAUUAUCUGCCGUGCGUGUCUGCAACAGUGGAAGGACAAAGGAGAGAAAUCGUGUCCUGUCUGUAGGACAGGGGUUACGUCACCUGAUCCACCAUUGAACUUGGCACUGAGGAACGUCUGUGAAAAACUUUCAAGAGUGUCAGUCAAGUCGAAGGAUCUUUGCAGCUUGCAUGAGGAGAAACUCAAACUCUUCUGUUUGGACCACCAGGAGCUCGUGUGCUGUAUCUGCAGAGAUGCAAAAAUCCAUGCUGGCCACAAGUAUUGUCCUGUCGAUGAAGCUUUGCAAGAUCUCAGAGAGGCACUCCAUGACGGCCUAAAUAAAGCAAAGAGAAGACUAAAAGAGUAUCAUUAUUGUAGAGAGAACUGCAAGGAACAAUCAGUGUACAUCAAGGUCCAGAGGGAGAAGGUUGAAAGCAAGAUUAAGAUGGAUUUUGAGGAGCUUCGUGACUUCCUGCAGGUUGAGGAGGUGGCCAGGUUGUCUGCCGUCAGGGAAGAAGAGAAAAAGAAGAGUCAGACAAUGAAGGAGAAGAUUGCGGCUCUCAGCAGAAAAAUGGCAGCUCUCUCAGACGUGAUCAGAAGCACAGAGGAGCAGCUGAUGUCUGACCACCUUUCCUUCUUAAAGAACUUCCAGACUGCUAUGAGCAGUAUCCAUAAGCUCCCGGUCAAACCCAUGCUGAGCCGAGGAGCUUUGCUGGAUGAAGCCAAACACCUGGGCAACCUCAAGUACUGUGUGUGGGAACAAAUGAAGGAGAUAGUGUCCUACAGUCCCGUCAUUCUGGACCAAAACACGGCGCAUCAAAAUCCCAGUCUCUCUGAAGAUCUCACCAGCGUGAUUUGGAAAGGAGGAAACGAGCGACGUCCAAACAACCCGGAGAGGUUCAAGUGGAACACUGUGCUCGGUUCUGCUCUAGACCCGGGAAGGCAUGAGUGGGAAGUUGAGGUGGGAUACAAUAUAGACUGGGAAGCAGGGGUGGUGUCAGGCAACCGUAGUUUGCCUGGUAGAAUGCACUGUUGGCGCAUUGGAUUUCUUGAUGGUGAAUAUAGAAGUUUUAGUGACCCAUUUGGUUCAUGGAAUCCACCCGUGAAACUGCAGAGGAUCCGAUUUCACGUGGACAUGACCAAAAGAUCACUUUCAUGCUCUGAAUCUCUUACAAACACAGAAUUAUGCGAAAUGAACUCUUCCGAUUGGCCGGAUUUGUCCAGUAACAUAAAAAUGUAUCCUUACUUUUUGACAAUGGAUGAAAAUGUUUUGAGAAUCAUCCCACGUCCUCCUUCUUAUGACUGCAGUGAGUUAGUGAUGCUGUCGGAGAGAUUUUGCUUACAAAAUUCAGAAAUGUGA